ACUCCCACUACAGGAGGCAGCCACCUCAAGGAUGCGGGCUGUAUGCUGCCUUCGCGGGCCGCAGGAAAUUGUCCACGUCUGAGCUAGCUGAACGCAUAGAAACGCAAAAAUACGACUGAAAUCAUCGAGUUGACGUGACCGACCGUGCAACUUCGGAGCUCAGAACUAGGCGCUUCCGAGGGGACCUGAAGGCAGCACGGGGCGACGCGGUGAAUGAGGACACGAGCCAGGAGUUUGAUGGGAGAGCCACGCUUUCUCCGCUGUUGUAGUUUGUCUGUGUUUUGCUUUGUGUUGGUCGUCAUGGCUAAAAGGUACGACAUUCUGUUCAGGCUGCUCGUGCUCGGGGACUCGGGAGUUGGAAAGACUUGCAUGUUGCGCAGGUUCACGGAAAGUGAAUUUGACCCCUCACAUAUCUCCACCAUCGGAGUUGAUUUUAAAAUGAAAACACUGGAGAUAGAUGGAAUCAAGGUGCGCGUACAGAUAUGGGACACGGCUGGUCAGGAGCGUUAUCAGACCAUUACCAAACAGUACUACAGGCGGGCACAGGGUAUCAUCUUUGUGUACGACAUCACAAACGAGCCGUCCUUUCAGCACAUAGCCAAGUGGGCCAGUGAUGUGGAUGAAUAUGCCCCAGACAAGGUGCAGAGGAUCUUGGUAGGAAACAAGUCUGAUGAGGAGCACAGGAGGCAGGUGACAAAGGUCCAAGGAAGCAAGCUAGCAGAAACCUAUGAGAUGGAGUUCUUUGAAACCAGUGCCUCCACCAGCAGUAACAUCAGUGAGUCGUUCACUCGUGUGACAAAACUGGUGCUGCAGGCUCACAAGAGAGACGAGGACAACUUGUUGGGAUCCCUGGAUGAUUAUCUAGAAAAGGCGGCUUUGGGGGAAGAGAAGGGGAGUCAAGGCACUGACGACAACGCUCAGAGGAGUUGUGCCUGUUAGCAAAAAGUGCCCUGGCUGACACCUUUAAGACGUCUGUUCCCCAGUCUGACCCCGCGUAGGUACUGUGACCUGUUGGACAGGAGCUGUGCUUGAUUGGUUUCACUGUUUGUCAUUCGGGGAAGUUACAUGGUGGUAAGUGUAGUUAGCAGCAGUUACCAGCAGAGGGCCAGUCUUGCUGCCCGAUCUCUGAGCCCUGUAGCCAGUGAAGAGCCCACAGUUCAUGAGGGGAGCUGAGUCCGUUUGCUUCCGCAGACCUAUCAGUGCGCAUGCUUUCUCCGUUUUCCUUGGAAAAAAUGCACCACACAUCUGCUCUGUCGGUUCACUGUAUUCCGUCGCGUUUCUUGUUGCUUCUUAUUUCAUCAGCAAAUUGACUGCUAACGUGAUUUCAUAUAAAAGAAAUCUGCCUAUCAAAGUGAGUCUAGACGCUACAUCAAGGUAGACGGAGGACAGAGCUGAAUUAUUUACAGCUCGAAACUCAAACCAAGCAGAGAGAGAUUCAUUUACACGAUGGACUUAUUUCCUCAAGGGAGACAUUGUUGUGCCAUGUUCAAUGACUUUUCUGAAUGCAGUACAUGUUUAUUCACCAUCCUGAAUGUAUAUGUGCCGUUUGCUUUAUGAAUGUGACUUGCAUUGCUUACUGUAAGUUGUGCAGUGAAGCAUUGUUACUGCUGCUUAAUAUAAUGUUUUCAGGGGCUGCUGAGGUGCCACAGCCAUUGUAUUUUCAGUAUAAUGUUUGAAAUUUAAGAAUGAUGGGGGAAAAAUCUAGCAAUGCACAGUGUUUGGGGGAUAAAUAAAUUUAAAUUUCAC
Messenger RNA from Xiphias gladius (swordfish), 1746 nucleotides. RefSeq names its product ras-related protein Rab-15-like. Gene Ontology annotation, molecular function: GTPase activity; GTP binding. The coding region runs from base 214 to 939 and encodes 241 amino acids. Lineage: Eukaryota; Metazoa; Chordata; Actinopteri; Istiophoriformes; Xiphiidae. The record is from RefSeq and is a predicted model, not a curated record. The transcript is spliced from 8 exons.